Messenger RNA from Xyrichtys novacula (pearly razorfish), 40156 nucleotides. Lineage: Eukaryota; Metazoa; Chordata; Actinopteri; Labriformes; Labridae. The record is from the annotation of a GenBank genome assembly.
CUAUAUGCCGAGCUGGUCAUACAUAGUGUCAUUUUUAGAGCUGCCUAACGACAGUAAGACUAUUAUGAUUUGUUAUUUUGGUGUCGAGUUGUUGAAGAUAUAAAUUAAUUCUAGUGAAUGAGUUAAAAUGAGGAAAUAGGUUGAUUUAAACACAUUAAGUCAUCAAAGGAGCACGAGCUAGAUUAAAAGUGGAGCACGAGGCAAACACGCAUGUGCACAAAGCGCGCGCCCGUCUCCUACUUCAACAGUGAGGAGCUGCAGCACUUCUUAAUUGGUCUCCGAGAGUUUGAAUGACCCUCCAUCAGACUGCUGCGGAUUCAUGCACGGACGUGUAGGCAUCAAAGAAGAUGUAAUAUUAGGUAAGAUGACUCUGAAUUAUGGCAUGACUUUAUUUUUACCUGUGGUUUCCAUCACGUGAACUAAUAUAGCAGGUAAAUGUAAAUAAAUGACUUUAGAAAGCCAAAUACUAAUUACUUUCUCUACCUCCAAUUAAAUCUGGUUCUCCAGCUGUUGAAUUAAGAACAAACGUUGUGGGUAAUGUUGCCUAGAAUAAUGUGUUUCUUGUUUAAAUAAACAUUAAUUAGGUCUUUUACAGGCAGUAAACAGCGAAGCAACAGCCCGGCUUCAGCAUGUUCAGGGCAGUGUUUGGGAACAAGAGAGAUGGAGGAGGAAAACGAGGAGAGAAAAAGAAGCAAAGACACCAAGGUAAGAAUAAAACUUGUGAAACUGAGUAAAAAAAAGCAGUAUUAACUGACCUCAACUUAUCCUAGUCAUGUCUUAAUAACAUGUUAUCCAUUUCUACAACAUACCUCUGUUCUCUUUCCCCAAUAUCAUAAAUCUGCAUCCUGUGAAAUUUAUUGCAUUCUUUAGGCACACGUUCUAGCAUUAUCUGAAGGCAAUAUUCAGGUUCUCUUCUCUUGGGUGAUUUAAGUAGAGCCAUUUCAAUUAGCCUAAUUCAUCAGUGUGUUCUGUCCUUCACACAGUGUCCCGCUGCUUGCAUUUAAAGUGUGUCAGGAGAAGUUAGAGUGGGUUAGGCAAAACAUCAUGACCCACUAAAACCAUACCAAAUUUGACAAGAAUUUCAGUGUCGACUCCAGCUCAACAAGAAGAUCCUGCACACUUGUUUUCAAUUCUUGAAUAUCCUGCAAACAGUCCAAAGGUACUUUUGGACUGUCAUGUGUUUAAACUGCACAGUGCAACCUUUUUCUGUUGAAAUGAAACUAAGAUGUUGGUGUUUUUCACAGGGUAGUGCUUGUCGACCUGCUGCAGUAACAGGGGCUAUUUUCGACCACACAGUGGAGAUAGAUGAACAUAAGUAGAGCUCAGUAUUAGAGCAACCAUGUUGCCCAUAAAUAUUUUAUAAUUUGCUGCUCUGGGUAUAGCAAGAACAGAGAGGAAGAUAGAGAAGUGUGUCAGUCUCAUUAAAAUGAUAUAGUAUGUUUACAGUACAUGGGGAAGGCUCUGAUCAUUUGCAGUGAGAUACCAGUUCAUCUCAGAAGCUCAUCACGUAAUGUUUAAAGGCAAGAAUCUUUAUGUGCUAUUAGGAAUUAUUAAACAGCCUGUAAUAUUAAUUUUAAUAGUUGGCAGCAGACCUGCAAGGUCUUGUUUUGCCCAUGGUGAUAACAGCAAACUCAUUUAAGACAGAUGGAAGUGAAUAGCUGAAUUAUACCUAAAGGAGGACUACAAUCUGGUAUAAGCAAUAUCAGUAGCAAUAAGGUCUUUGUAAUCACCUAGCUUGGUGAGUUCUAAUACAUAAUGUCUGUUUAAAUACACAGGAUAAGGCUUAAUAGCUGCAAUAAGAGAGGACAUGAACAUGAUUUAAAUAUUAAAAUGAAAUAUUACAAGUGUAGCCUCUUUAUUGAGCCUGAUCCCAUUACUUUAAAUAGAUGUUCUGGUGUUGCCAACUUUCCAUUACCUCAUUCGGCAAUAUGCCUCCAAGAGAUGAUAUGUUCUCUCUAUCCCGGCCUUAUGUGAGACAUAUUUUAUACUGCUCUCUCUGCGAUAUGUUGAGUCUGCUCUAUAGCCAAACUUAUGUUCAUUCAUCUCAGACUACAACAACUCCUCCAAAACUGUCUAAAUGAGGUUACUUUAACAUCUCCAUCUUCUCUUCAUCAUCAUGUAGGUGGCACCUUGCAGAGAGACAGAGUUCGGCAUGCCGCACACUACCAGGACCACAUCAGUGGUCACACCGAAAGCUCAGGGAAUCGUAAGAGACUGGCAAGGGGUGUGUCCAUUUCUUUGCCGUCCUCCCCUCUUCUCCCUCGCCCUGCAGACGUAGUUCCCUCGCAGUCAUGCAUCAAAUUCACAGGUGGGUUUGAUUGAAUAGUGAUCAAAACCAAGCGAAGUGUCAGUAUAAACUGAGAAUGACAGGAGGCUGUGCGUGAGGAAUUAGCUUCAGAAACAGCAGAAAGCUUUCAUGGGCUUGUUUUGUUAAGCAGGGAGAGCUUCUGUGAGUUCAGCUGUUUCAUGUAUGUGACAGCAAAUACAAGAGCAUACAGACUGUGCCCCCCAGGCUCCGAACCAUGUGACAGACUGUCAGAGUAAAUGAUUAAACAAGAUAACUUAAGGCGAACAACCCCAAUUAAGGGGGUCCAUUUUGAGAUCAUUUGUUAGUUUAGAUCAGUUAGAAGAUCUAAUAAGAUCAUGCUCAAAGAAAACUGAUUGUCUCCUGGGAAGAAAAUACUUUUAUUUCACAGCAUCCAAAGGAAAAUGUUUCUUAUUGUGUCCUGUUGGUUCCUCAUAUAGUCAUGCAAGUGUACCAUAUGUCCCUGACCACACAUGUAGCUGUAAACUGGGGCACACAUUUUAUCCCUAAUUAAAACUGUUGUCCCUAAACAUUUGGCCAACACUUUUCUGUCAUGUGUGUCGUCAGCUGUCAAGUAUAUUUGGAAUGACUGAAAAAUUGUCAUCUUUUAAGUCCACUAGGUUCAAAAUGACGUCCAGUGCUGAGUAAAUCUCUGAUCUAUAAACAUGAAUUCCCUUGAUAGAAGAUACCCUUCUUCACUGUGGGGUCUAUGGCGUUUCCUUAAUGUCAUUUGUUGUGAAAACAGCAUCUUAUACUCAGGAGAAAAUUAAAUCAACCAGCAAACAUAAAAUAAACUGCCAAAAGUUUAAAUACCUGCACACAAAGGCUGCUAUAGGAGACAAAACCUGGAGUAUGAACCUUGUGUUCCAGGUUUUUACAUCUCAGUUGUGUAACUUAAAUAGUGGUCCAUGAUCCAUCAAAAAUAUGUAUAUUUUUAUGAUUUUUUUUCUAUUUUCCUGGGUGUCUCCGGAGAAAAACAAAAUAAACUACUAUAAACUCAGUUAAAAAAUAGUGACAAAUACAUUCAUAAACACUUUCUUAACUGCACAUACACAUACCUUUUUAAAUCUAUUCAUUUCGAUUGUUUGAUUAAAGGUGCAUGGAAAACUUUCCCACAGUUAGCAAAUGAAAGUGAAAAAACAUCACAAAUAAAAAAUAUCCUUCAGUUUAAUUGAGGUUAGUUAUACAAGUAUAGACAGAAAAUAACAGUUUUGAUUUCAUUCUGUAGGAUGUCUGACAAAUUUUUUGUAGCUAUGGAAAUAUUUGUUGUUUUUAUCAGAGGUGAUUAUUUUCCCAUGCACAUUUCUGCACAAGUUAAAACUGUAAAUAAAUCCUAUAAAAAACAGGUUUUGUAACUGAGUACUGGCAAUAUCAGUAUUAAUGUCUAUUAGCAAUACUAGGUCAUUAAAAUAUUGAAAUAUUAAAAUAUUUUAAUCAUAUCUAAUGUCAUACUUGUUAGAAGCUUAUCAACCAGACUCAUUUUAACUUACUGGGUCAUCAUCUGAUAAAAGCACUAGGUGGCAGUGUCCUGCAGCAAGUACAGCCAUUCAGAAAAAAGGUGUUUCAUUUCAUAGCAUGCAGCGCUGCCUCUGUUCCCCUGGCUACAGAGAGCGAACAUGAACUAAAAAAAAAAACAUCACAGCAAGUAAAAAUAUUUACUGUCAUGGCAUUAUUACAUCUGGUGGUUGUGCACAAACAAACAUCCAGCUGUUAGUCCGACUGCACAGAGUGUUACAGAGUUCAUUUACUGGAUUCAAAUAUCAAAUAACCUUGAGUGUAGAAUCAUCUCAUCCUUGUGAAUGAUCUCCAGCCUAAAGAAUCGGCACUUGCAGGAACCCUCCGAUGUUGUUGCAUAAAUGAAGACACACCCACAUGCAUCAAUAAGUGCGCCGCUGUCCCCGCCAGCACAAACACACAUGCACACACAGAUUAGCAGCGUUAAUACAUUAUAGAUAAACGCCCACGGUACAGUGAAUAUUGUACUGUUUGCAUGUAUAACUCGCACUCUGCACAUACUGCUUUAUACUCAUGGGACAAAAUUCAAAUUCUGCACCACAGAUCUCAUCUGGGGAAGCUUAAUCUCUCUCUCUCUUCCUCCCCCUCUCUCUCUCCCUCCCUUCUCUCUCUCUCUCUCCCUCACUUUCUUUCAUAUCCCUCCUUAUCUCCACCCUCAAUCCCUCCCUCCCGCCCUGCCUGCGCUCCCUCCCUCUGCCUUCUCCCUCUCUGCUGUGGCCAAAGGACGGGUAAGGAAGCCGGAGUAUGUGGAUGGCUCUUCCAAUGCAAGAGAACCUCUUGUCUUUGCCUCGUGUCGUGGCAAGGCAGACCACAGAGGUGAGAAUGAGAUCGUGUGGGUGUGAUCGUAGCGUCAUGUCUGUUUUUCCAGGUAUUGAUCAGGGUGGCUGAAUGAGAAUGAAUGGGGUAGAGGUGAAGGGGGGAAUGAAUGAUGAGAUACAGGAGAAAGUGAACCUGCUGUUGUAUUUUAAUGUCAUCCAAAGAUGUUUGCAUCAAGUUUUUUUCUCUCUCAGAUGUAAUGUGUGUGUGUCAUCCUCAGUGUGGUAUUGAAAAAGGGUUUGUUUUAUCACAGUUUGUCAUGACUUCCCUGCAUGUUUCCCCCACAGCUCAGGUUAGAUUAAAUGAAACACGGUGUGAAUACUCAUGUUUCCCUCAGCUUUCUCUGUGUUUUUGACCAAAGGGCUACCCUUAGGCUUAACAGAUUUUUAUGAUGCUUCUUCCAUCCCGGUUGCCAGGCACCUCUCAGCUUCCCGUUUCCAAUAGCAACUGCUAGGUGGUUUGAUGAAUAGUACUGGACAUUCAGUGUGUCCUCAUGUUACUCCAGAUUGGAUCGCAGGGCUCUGCUGACUAAAUGCAAAGUUUUCUCUCCUCCCCCUCUUGCAAAUACACAUCCACCCUUCCUACCCACCAAGUCCUCAGCAGCUUUUUUUUCUUCAAGCUGUGAAGUGAAAAGAGUUAUGGACAAAAGCCAUAGCUGAGGGGCUUCAUUGAGCAAGAAUCACCAAGCUUCCCUCUCAAAAUUGACCUUGGUUCUCUCAAGAUCUUCACAAUGGGGUUGAAUGUAUGAUUAAUUGAUGCACUUUCCUUUGAAAGGAGAACGUGAGCAAGAAAGACAGAAAGAAUCAGAGGAGGGAGUGUGAGAUGAAUGUGAUUUUUAAACGCAAAGAUGUUUGUGAGGAGGAAUGAGCUGUUCCUGCAAUCCGUGAUGUCCUGUCAUCUUGUUGAUAUGCCUACUCAAUAUUCAUGUUCCUCAGCUGAUAGCAGUACAUAGGUGAGGCGUGAGAACAGAGGAAUCUGUUUGUGCUGAGAUGCGCUGUGAGAGCCUUGCUCCGCAGAGAUGAGUAUGGACCUGAAGAGGAGCAGGGUCGGAGGUCAAAGCAUCAGGGAGCUUUAAACAGUGAUAAAUGAAUGCAGCACAUGGCCUGUGUCAGCCAAUCUCUCCAGGAGCAACAGCGUAGGCAGAGCUGAGACACUCCUUCUCUCUGCUCCAGAGUCGACACUGGGCUCAUUGAAAUUCACAACCAGUCUUUUAACCAAGAGCACCUGGCAGGCGUGUGCACAGGAAAACUCACAACCUCACACAACCUCUUGCUGCUGCCUCAACCGGGGGACUGGGAAGCCACAGUCUGUGCAUCCGUAAUCAGGGCAGCUGGGGCUGUGCUGACCUGUGGAUGCACACAUUUCUUGCAGUCCACUUGCGACGCUGCUGGCUGGGUGGGAACGUCACAGGCGUUAGUUAGAUGUCGGUCACAUCUGGCCUGCCGUGUUUCCAUUUGCUCAUUAAUGCGUGUACCCUGAACGUGUGUGUGUGUGUCUUCCAGACCUCCACGUGGAGCCACAGCCGGGCUCCUCCCUUUCUACCCAGGAACUGAUGACCAGACUAUGCUUCUUAUUGGGAGAAGCAACGCCUGGCACUGCUAGCUCUCCUAUGGAGGACAGGAGGGAAAAGAAGGUAGGGCAGCGUAUUGAUUUACUGGCCUUUUGCUGUCAUGUCAUAUAAAAGACGAUGGAUGGUUUAUGAACCACCUUUUCUUCAAGACCUUUCAAUGACAACAGAAUCUUAUCCUCCAUCCUGCAAGCACUAUGAAACUCUGAAGAUUAGUUAAUAGUUUUCUUGAAAUAUUUUCAUGCAUUGAAAUAAAUCUUUGGAGAACUUGUUUUAUUAAAGCAGUUCAAUACCGCCAGGAUAUUGAUCAAUACAUGAUUCAAAGCCUCAUUAAUCGCGUUGCUAUGCUUCUGCGGGUCUGAACUCACUUUGACUUUAUACUAUCUGUAAUAGAGUUAUUGUAUGUGCUUGUGUCUCUCCAUCUGUAUGCCAUCAUGUUGCUCAGCCUUGGCCCAUUUUCUCAGCCUCAUUCCACCACCUGAGCUCCAGAUUCAGUCAGUUUCACAGCGAUAGCGAGGCUCAUAUGAGGAAUGUGGGUUGUCCUGGCUAAGAUAGAUGAGGCUCUGGUAUAAAGGGAAUAACAGUGAGCUGCUUCAACUCUGCUGCCUGGUCUCCCUACAGUAUCUGCCUUGCAGAAAUGAUGCAUCAGUAAUGAGGAGACCUGAAAUGCACGUGAACAAACUGUGAGGAUGAGAAAUGUAUAUAAAAGCUACCUGCUCAGCGAGAAGAUAUAAUGUUUUUUUUAUCUCCUCUGAACAUUUUGUACCGCUCCUUAAUCACUGCUUUUGUUUUAUGAGUACUGAAAAAAAUCAUAGUUACAAAUGUAAGCAGUGAGCUCCAAUGUUUUAAAAGAACAGUACAAAAAAAUCCUAUCUAGGAGAUAAAGUAAACACCAAAUAUAAUCAAAAAAGAGGUGCUUUUCAACAAAACAAGACAAGCUCCCACCUUCCAAAAGAGUUUAACUGGACCAUUAUAAGAACUUAAGCAUAAACUUGAUCAAUUAAGAUCCUCAACAGCAAAAGUAAUUGCUAUGCUGUCAACAGCCCCAGUAUAUUUUGUUGGUGCACUCAUUAUGGAUAUUUAAUGUAUGUACAUUUCUGAAUGUUUGAAAAGUGGAUUUUUCAAAGCUCUUCUCCAUUUACUGUAUGAAUUACUGUUGAGAGUGAGUCGUGUUGCCUGUUUCAAAAACAAUCUCUUUUUCCUUUUUUUUUUUAGCUGGACUGGUUCUCUUUGUAGUUUCCUCCACGCUGAUGACUUAUUGUGCUCAAAUUCACUUUGUACUUUGCUUUCCUGUAGAGCUUUUCUUGCUGUUGCUAUGAAAAACUCACACAGUGCUAACUCCAAAAGGAACUGAAGCUAAAUCUCUGAUGCAGUAACGGACAUCGGAGUGGCACCUCCAUCCUAUGUCAGAUAUCACGCGCAAUGAAACAUACAAAUACUUUGGUACUCUGAGCUCGUAAAUUACUCAAUUAGAAAAUCAUUUUUACUGAUAUACCGAUUCAACAGUCUGAGGUCUGGUACAGGAUAAUGUUCAUGUUUGCCCAGUGAGAUACAGGUAAAUGUGUACAGUUGUUGUGUGGAACUGUAAAUAUCUGCAGCAUGCGAGAGAGUUUCUAAUACAGCAAGCUGUGAUGAAAAAUGAGGAAAAUGACAGGCACUAUGGAAAUAACUGAAAUUAUCCUUUCAUUUCCCAUCUGUGUGCACACACAGACAUGCUCAGUCGUAUGACAGAGCAGACGUUGUCAUACAGAGUGAGGAGCUGAUUAUGAUCAUUUAGUGUCCUUUUUAUACACAAAGGGAAGACUGAUGCCGGUUAAAGGUUAAAUGUGUAUUUUUAUUGUUCCUGGGUCUCUGCACACAUCUUUACUUUGUCUCAUCUUCAUCUUUAUCUUUCAGUGUGACUCCUCCGCUCAGGGGGGGAGUCCCAGCUCCACUCUGACCUGCAGCACCACCUCCCCCUGCUCAGAGAGCCCCUCUUCCACCUUGAGCCACAGCGCAGGGGGCCAGCCUUUGCACCAGCCUUUACCUUUACCUUCACCACUCUGCAGUUCCAGUACCAGCCCGAGCGGCACCCUUUCAAGCCCUGUACUCAGCCCGGCCCCUGGUCCGGCUACUGGAUCCAUCUCCAGGAGCAGUCCCGUGCCUCCCUCUCAUAGCCCAACCUCCACCUUGGAGAGCAAAGACAGUGGGAUCAUAGGUGAGCGCUACCGCUGUGUAUCUGCAGGAAAUCUUCCCCUAGUUUUCAGAUGAUUUAAGUCCACUUUGUACUGUUUGUGGUUUUCUGCUACAUGAAGCAUGUGCGACUGCAGAAGCUUAGCCAUGCAUCACUGGAAAUAAAAGGAGAAAACAGUGAUGGCUUAUUUGAUUUGAUGUCGAAUCUGUUAUAUUAUCAGAAAUCCCAAAUAUGACUGAUGUCACUCUAGAGCCACACCAACCUGAAUGGUGAUAGGAAGUUAGAUGCAACAGCAGUUUGUUGUAAACCAUUGUGUACUAAUACCCCACAGCUAGCUUCUCUGUGUCGCUUGGGCCACUUGAGCCUUGAGGCUUCAGCUCCCUCCUGUCAAAACUGGGACACUGCUGUCUUUGUUGCUUAUGGGUCUGAUUCUCUUAAAAUAGGACAUUUUUUUCUCUCUGAAUAGAGAUUUUAUUUAUAGUUAAACACGGAAGGUUAGAGAGCACAUCAGGUACAGUAAAACUGAUAGAUUGAUGAGUUUGGAGUGAUGAGCAGAUGAAACAGCUUGUUGUAUUUUAUUGUUUAUUAAGCAAACAGGAUUUCUUGAAGUUGAAGACAGCGCUUGUUUUGGUUUAAUUUCAGCUGAUAAGAGAAUCCAAGUAAACAGUUGCACGCCAUAUGGUCUUCUUAGGAAAUAUAACUUAGUUUUCAGUUCUUGGCUGCCUUACCUCACGCAUGUUUCCACUGUGCACCUCAGCAACCAUCACUAGUUCCUCCGAGAAUGAGGAGCGCAGCGCCUCCAGUGAGGUCCUCACAAAAGAUGAAGGCCUAGGAGGGGGUUCUGGUGCAGUCGGACAUGAAAGCGAGGACCGCCAUCCUGGACCGACAAAGGACAAUCUGACUGCCAAACAAGAUGAGGCCUUACCUAGGGCUGACAUCAUGGAGCCCAGGACUCCACCAGCACCGAAAAGACCCCUACCACAACACCACAUACACAGCACAUCCUCUCUUGUGAUGCAACGUCCGAAUUCUGUGGCAGGUACGUUUUUUUUUUUUAAUCCUUUUGUGCUUACUUGUUUUUGUGAGACCAUACAGGGACUGCUUGACAUAAGCGUGACAUGCUUCUUUAUUGUCAAGUUAAGAGCUUGAUAGAGGUGGUUUAGUUUUAUCACCUGCCAACCAAACUCAAAAUCAACCUGGUCAUUAGGGCACGGGGACAAAGUGGACGAAACAAACUGUCAAUCUCCAGGAAGAAGUUCAGUUUCUUUCGUGCUCUUCCAAAAAGUUUGACUUCCUCGUCCUUGUGCUUUCUGCGUUACUAAAAAAAAAAGCAUUCCCCUCUACAAUAUUUACUUGCCAUCCCAAGCAAAACUACCAAAGUGAAAGCAUUAAUAAAUCCUCCAAAUAACAACACCAGUGGAAUCAAACUGAACCAAUCUCUUUGCUUUUAAAAUAACAAAAAAUUAACGAAUGAUAAGACAUGAAAUAAUCAAAUUACACAAAAACUUUACCAGCUCCAACAAGUUUAAUAGAUUGAUUUACUUUGUGCAAUACAGAACUGGCUGCUUUGCGAGCAAGUGAACCAGUCUCUGUCCAAAGGGCAAAAAAUCUGCCAACACGCUCCUCCAAAACUCACUAAUUAACACCUUAUUAUUCCUCAAGUUUUGUUAUCGCUCAGGCGUUGUCAAAAAGGAAGUCAUUGCUCCCUGCCAGGAAAUAGUCUCAGCCCCCCCUCCCAAAAAAAAAAAAAAAAAAAAUCAGAAUCUUUUUUGUACCAUUAGAAAUAAAAGACGACAUAAUGUGCUAAUUAGUGAGCUGGUGAGUGAGUCGCUGAAGCUUUCAUUAUUUUUACAUGAAGUAAGUUGAUGAGAGUGUGAAUGUGACAGCUGUGACCUGAAACAGUUCUGAAAUAGAUUGAAUAUUGACUAAAUGACAAACUGAUUGAAGUGAUUGUUAACUUGACAUUUUGAAACUAUUCCUGUGGUACACAGAAAGCAUGAUUUCGUGACAGCUCCACGUGAUACAGGGAGAAUAAACUUGAUAGCAUGGUGUGUGUUGGUGCUUGACUUACCACUGAAGCUGGACACACACAGUGAGCAGAACCAGUUAAAUGUCCUGGGAGGAUUCCAGUUGUCAUACCCCCCCCCCCCCUCCCUUUUCCAGUCACGAUCCUUGCUAGUGCACAACGCUCUUUUUCUUCCCUUGGAUGUCAGUUCAUUUGUGGUUGAAGCAAAGGGAAAGAUUCCCCAAGGAGUGGAUUCACAGUAACGCCUGCCAGUUUCUUCUGUCAGCUGGUGCUUUCAUUUAGGCGCUCUUGAUGAAAUUCAGAAUAAAAAUGAGGCUGCCCUGUGCUGUAGCCACAAGAAUUGUACUCCACAAUCAGGACACAUUAGACCACAGAGUGAAGGGACGGUAUAUAUAAUAUCAUUUACAUUAAGACCAGAGCUAAAAAUACAUUGUGAUAAUUCCCAGAUGAAAACUGUUGUUAAAGCUGCAGUGUUAUCAGGGUACAGCUUAGAAAAUAGAUACUUCUUAUUAGUCCCAAGAGGCUGUUGUCUAUAUUUUAGCACAGAGACAAUCCUUGACAAUGUACGAAAGUGAACUCUUUUACAAUAAAAAUAAAUAAAUAAAAAUACAACACUAACAGCAGCAGAAAAUGUUCAAAAUUAACACAAGGACAUGCAUGAUUUAUUUAUAAAGAAAUGAAGAUGUUUAAUUUUGCAAUUAGUUGUUGCAUUAUUAAAUUCCCACACUAAUUGUGUGAGCAUGUGUCUUGUGCAUGUGCUUCACUGUCUCUGCUCGUUUACAUCUUCAUUACCAGAAUGUAUGUAUUAAACCUUCUUCAAGACAUUCAGGUUACCUGCUUCAUCCUCUUCCCUGCUGUGUAGACACUGGGGCUAUUUUGGCAGCAAGCUUUGUGCUCUAUGAUGUCUGUCAGAAGAAGGAGUUUUUUUUCUCUGUGAACAAGGCAGACACCGAGGAUGUGUGGAGCUGCAUCAACAACAGAUGCGAUGAUUAGUGUUGUCCGUGCUCUCAGUAUGUUUUCCUGAUGUUGAAAUUUGUGAGAGGUUCAUUAGGGGAUCCACGAUGCAGCAGAAGCAGUUUGUUAAAGGUCUUCAUUAUGUGAAAGGUCGCUGCCACUGGCCUUCCAGGGUACUGGAGCAUCCAGCUCUGGAUAAUGAGACGUUGCAGUAAGUUUUCAGAAAGGCACAGACCGUAUUUGAAUUCAAGUGAUGAGGAGGGGUUACACUACUUUUUGAAAUGCUUAACGCACCCACUCAUUUUCCAGAAGACAAAUAAAGGAUGUACAGUAUGUGGCUGUCAAAUUUAGGUCUUUGUCCAGUAGGCAGUGAGCUUAACUUAGCAUGAGGACUAGAAACACGGGAAAACAAGGAGCCUUCCUCUGUCCAAGGCCAACAGAAUCUGCUGACACAUUUGCAGCUCUCUGAAAAACAUAUCAUUGCUUGUUUGUUUUUACAGAGAGUGAAGUGUAAAAACAACAAUUUGAUGUUCUGCUGGAGUUAUUUCCUGGAUUUUUCCUCUUGGCUGGGGCCUGUAUCUACCUGCCUUGAAACUGCACAGUGCUGUCUUUAUACUUGAAAGGUUUUUAUUCAACAAUUACAGCUUAACUUAAGGUAACUGUUUUGGUGUCUUAGGAAAGAGCCACACUGGCUGUUAGCUCCAUGUUAAUAGCCUUAUUAGUAACAUGGAGCUUUUGUAUACCUAUGAGAAAAAGUGCAGUAUAAGUAAAACUGCAUGUCAGGUGAUCUACUCGACCCAUGGUGUUAGGAAGAGGGAAGUCAUGUGUAGAGAAGCUUGGUAUUAUGAGCUAUAAAUAAAUUACUGUCUUGAAUUAUCUCGACAUAAGAUUCAAAUUUGUUCCUGUCAUGUCAAUAUAGCUUUAAUUAAGUAUAAUGAGAGAUACCAUUUGAUAAGAUAUAUUUCUGUUUUUUGCAGAUGUUAUCCAAUCAGCUAGCUGCCAUGCAGUUGAUGGAAAGUUUAUAUAUAUAUUUUACCAUUUUUCUGCUCUGCUCAGCGAGAUAAUAAGCUACAGACUAGUGUUGUAUAUGUGCGAGUUAUCUGCUGUGUUUUUGCUGAUUUUAUGCUAUAAUGAGAUUCUGAGUUUCCUUUAUGGAUUACACAUUUGAGGACUAUAUUUCACCAUCAGGUAUGAAAUUUAAGAGAUACUAUGAGGCAAUGUUUUUCAUUCCCGUUAUAACUAUUUUGAUGUUUUAUUUUGUUUUGUUUGCACGCCUGCUUCACUCCUACUGCAGUGAUCACGUGUGAUUAAGAUGGCACUGUGUAAUAAGUCUGCUGAAAAUGUCACUUCCCAAGUGAAUAUUACAGCCCUGCAGUCUGCAAGACAACGUUUUAGUUUGUGUUCUUUGAGACUGUGCAGGACAGCACAAGAGUUAAUGUUGACAUUAUUUGUGGGUUAUUUGGUGUUGAAAGAUCUCUGUGUGGUUGCUGACAGAGUUACUGAGGCUUUGAGCCAGGGCCGCAGUACUGACCUUUAGAGAAAUCAAGGAUCAACCAAGGUUGUAGGACAAUCAACCUCUGUCCUCAUACAGGUAGAGGUGAGUGUGGGACAGGUGGGAAAGCAAAGUGUACAAUCACACUGUUUUUCUCAGGGCAGUAGGUUGAGUUGUCCGUGAGUCCCUGUGUGACACCAGCUGAAAAACCCAUCUUUUUUAACUCUUCCACUGUCUUCGUGGUCCACUCAUCCAUUUGGCCUGGCUGUCUUCAGCCAGCAGUCCUUCUCAGCCCACUCUACACCUCCUUCACACUGUUUUCGCUGCACACUGUUCUUAAUCCUCUCACUGUGGUGUUCUUUCAAUCCUCAAUCCUCCACUUCAACUCUUGCUUGACAAUCAAUGUAAUUUCAUUCCCAUCCCCAUCUCCUGAAAGCCUUUCCUACCUGUUGGAAGGGAUUUCAUGUCCUCACUGGUCCACUAUUUAUUAUUUGCUGGUCUUGAAUCUACUUCCUCUGAUCGUAAAUGCAGCGUACAUGCUGUGAUGACUUAUCUUGCAUCAAGGAGAGACCCUCAUUGCCCAUGGGUACCCAGCGGAGCAUGUUGCAUGAUCUCUUCGUGGACCUUUAAAUCAUAACAUUGCCACAGCAGGUUUCACCCCCACACUCUAACUCUGCUGCUGCAGGGUGAGGGACACAUGCAGGGAUGAUACAUGUGUCAGAAUAUGAUCUGAUCAACCUCUGAAUGGAGGGUAGAUUUUGUUGGAGGAAAUCUAGUGAUGUUUGUGUAACCCUAACCUGAAUUGUCAUGUUGAAAUAGCACAGUUUUCCCGUCUGAGCAAAGACUGAUUUAGAGAUUUGUCACAAAAAGAUGCUUAAAGAUGUUUCAGGCCCGCAUCUUUAGGCUUUGACCACAGGCUGCUUUAGAGGUUUAAGCCCAUAACAGCUUAUGAUGUAGAGCAGUCCAAACAGAUGCUCUGAGAUUACAGAUGUCUGCUUUUAACAUGGACAACACAUGAUUGUAGGCAGGCUGCUUCAGUUCACUGUGUGUUUGUUUGCUAUAUUUUAUUGUCUACUGUCUACUUGACCGGUUGUUUUACUAUAUUUUAUAGAUGAGUGCAAUGUGACUCAGGCUUUUUUUUAUCCCACUCUAAAGGGAUUAGUGGCAGCAGUAAUGCCACAUUUUGAGAUUUUACAGGAGGAUUUUUUUUUUAUAUUACAUCAAUGAAUGAAUGAAAUGGACCAACCUCUGACUCACCAUGUAAAAAAUAGAAGUUUUUGUGCCAGACUCCAUGUCUGCUCAGAGUGAGUUUUUUUUGUAGUUGGCUUUUGUAGUUAUACUCAGCAUAUUAUACUUUUUUAUACACAAAACUUUGUGUAUUUCAGCACAUUUAUAUAGAUCUGUCAUCUAAAUGAAUACAAUGAAUAAAAUGUUGAUGAGCGCAAUGAAGAAAUGCAAAAAACAAUGUCAAGAAUAGACCCUAAGGACUGCAGUGAUUGUUAUAUAGUUUUCUGCUUUUUGCAACUUGGAUCAGGCUUCCCAUCAUUCACAAGCAAAAAAAAACUUCAACAACCCAGAGCUAGAGUAGAAAGAAGUGUUUAACUUCCUUGAUGCCGAUCCAAUGAGAUGAGCAUUCAUCCAAGAACUAAUUUACUCAACAAGUCUUAAUUUAAGGAGAUAGACUUGUAUAUUUUAGUUCAUCUAAUUUAAUUCUAAUAAUCCAACUUUCCCCAGACUUUUAUAUAUGAUGGUAGGUUCCCGGGGAGUUAGUUGGUUUCCGUCUUCUGUGUGUAUUGUCUCAGAGGAAAAUCCUGGCAGUAAUUAAAUUGGGGCAAAAGCAGCCAGAGCAACAAUAUAGAAAUAAGAUGAAAUGCAGUGAAUUUAAAUAUCCUCGAGUGAUUUUUAGCCUCACUAAAAAUGUUGAGUUUGUUCGAGACUACUUGUUAUGUGUUGAAAUUAACUUUGCAACUCUCUCAGACUCUUUUUCCUGACGCUGCUCUGCAAAUGCAGAAAUAUGUCUGAGAUAUUUUGUCCACGAGAAUCACUUUAACCAUGUAGUGUAAUCAAAUACAAAAACAUUUGAAACCUCAGGCUCGAACAAAACAAUGGAAUUGGAUUGUCACGCUCUGACUCAGUGAUAACACCAAUACAAAUUUGAAAUGUCUGUCAGAUACGAUAUCCAUUGUUGUGGGUCUAUGGAUUGUAUUUCAAUCAAUUUUUUGGUUUCUAAUUUCUUGCGUAUUGGUAACCCUACUGUUGAUUUAUUAAAUUCAAGAACCAGCUGAUUAAACAAAGCCUGUUUCUGUAUUUUCCACAACAGCCUCGGCUCUGCUGACUGUCUUAAAAAUGCAGAAAGUAAGCUUUGCUGACCUGUAAACUCUGUAGCGUGAGUGGGUGGAUGGAUAGGCCAAUGUAGGAGUAAACAUCUCUGUCUUACUGGUUCUUGCCUUGCUGUGCGGCAUGCUCUUCAUUUAUUUGUCAUUUUGGAUUCUUUUGUGGAUCAUUUGGUCAUUAACCCUCUGGUUCAUAGUGGUCACUACAGUGGACAGCUACCACUCUUUUUCUCUUAAAUGCAAUGGUUUCUAUGGUGGAAGUGUAUAUCAGCCUCUAGGGUGCUCUCUACUGCCCUACUCCAUUGAGUUACAUUUAGUGAGUAAUCAGUGUAACUGCAAGUAAAUUUCCUACAAAUCCAAGAUGGCCGAGAAACAGCCACCCCUGCUGACUACAGCUGGCAUGUCCUGUCAAUACUUCUAUAGUAGAAGAACCCCAGCUGUAAAAAAAAUAUGAUGAUAUACUGUAACAUCUAAGGAAGGAUAUUAUCCAUUUGGAAUUGAAAAUUCCAUGUCCAAUAUGUAGAAAAUUACAAUUAACCAUGUGUCCAACUGAGUGGACAUCAUGCAUCACCCAGUAUUUUUUUUAACAGGAGUCAUGUAAUUGCUCCACUGGUACUUGUGGCUGUUUUGGUUAUAAAUCAGUGUAUACAGUGUAAUCAGUGUGUAACAGUGACCAAGAGUGGCUGCCAGAGAAGAAUAGACAUGUAGGGGCUGAGGAUGAUGGAGAUACAGACAGUGAGGGUGCAGAAAGGGUAGAUGCCUAUAGUCAAGUGGAUGAGGACCAGGAUGAUGAGAGGCAGGAUGCAGGGGAAGGUCAGCAUGAUCAGGGAGCUGUGGAAAAUGGGCACAUGACACCUGACCAUUCUCAAGCUCGCAAAAAUAUCUGGAAAGUCCAAGACAAUCACUUUGAUAGAGAUUUGCCUCCUUUUCUAGGAGAGUGGAAAUUCAAUGUGGAGGGAAGAGAGCCUAUAGACCUAUAGACCAGACAUCUGUUUCCAGCAGAUCUCAUUGAUGAUAUAGUGAAAAACACCAAGUUGUAUGCUCCCCAGAAAGGGGAAGAAAAUGUGGCAGUGACAGGAGAAGAAAUGCAGACUUUUUUAGGAAUCAACAUGAUCAUGGGCUACAUUCGUUAUCCCAGGGCACACAUGUACUGGUCUAGUGAGGAUGGCCUUCGUCUAGGGAUGAUUGCAAAUGCCAUGUCUGUAAACAGAUAUGAGCAAAUCCUGUGCUCAUAUAAAGCCUGUGUGCCAUUGUGCCCUGGAUGCUUUGCCAACUUUCAUACAUCCUAGGUGUGAUGAGCAGAGACAUGUUUGGAGAUGCAGGGACUAAAAUGUCAGUUUUUGUUGUUGAAAACAACAUGCCCGUAUAAGGGCAUGGUAAAAUCAGUCCUGAAUCUUUAUAGUACUGUGGGGACUUACAAUAUUGUUUCCAAUGUUGGAGAUAGUUUGGCAUAUUUUGGUGUACUGUACAUUUUACUGUAAGUUCAUAAUGUUUUGUGUUGAGUGCUCAGGCGCAUAUAGUCCACUUGAAUGGACACUUCUGUAGUUUUGUGAAAAAAUAACAUUUUUGGAAAAAAACAAUUUUACAUGUUCUUUUAUGUCCUGAGAAUGAUAAAAACACUUAUGAAAAAAAUCUUGAUCAGGGCUUUCAUAAUUCAUGCAUCAGAGGGUUAAGAUUAUGUGUGUAAUCCUGCAACAGAGAGCUGCAUGCACAUUUUUGCAUUACAGUCGGCGAUGUGUUUCUAGUGAUUAUCACAAAUUCGGUGCCCUGAUGUGUGAGACGGUUUGAAACAUUUGGUCGUUUCAGACUCUUGUUAGUUCGAGAUUACAGAGUGUGAGAUGAGUUUUUCUUUUCUCCCUCCUCUUCUCCUCAAGGUCGCUGAACAUUUAUCUUUCAGUGCAACAACUGUUUGUGUCUCGUGUCUCCAUGGAGACAAUAAUUGACUUGAGCAAUGAGUUUGACACUUGCGUGGUGUAUGUGUAUCUUUGCACAUUUUUUUUGCAUCUCUCUCACACCCUCAAUCCAUUGCUAACACACUCUUCUUUUAUGACAGCAUCCAGCUCCACUCGACUUGAGGAUUUGAGUUUUUUGGACAACCAAAGGGCUGCUGGACACAGAAGCUCUGUCCGUAAACACAACACAGCUGGGCGCACAAAUGAUGAGUCCAAAGGUACUUUGGGGCUUAACUUUAGGGGACGUAAAGUCAAAAGAGCUUCUUGCAGAAAUACAUCCCCACUGACACUGCUCAAGUUACAAAUUUAUCUCUUAUUUUAUCUUCUUCAGGGAGAUUGGUGCCAUUCAAACAAGCUGAUAUCAUGUUAAAACCACUGCUCUUCGAAGUCCCCGGCAUCACCACAGAAACACCUUUCGUAGGCCGAGAUUGGCUCUUCACACGCCUAGAGGAGGUCCUGAGGAAGACGAGCAGCUGCGAAGGCCGCGGCGCUGUCAUUGUGGGUAAUGCAGGAUCCGGCAAGACGGCUAUCAUCUGGCGACUGGUGACGCUCAGUUGUCAUGGCAUGCGCACGCCUCAGGGAGGUCCCAGCAUCCCUCACAGUCCCGGCUCCUCCCCGAAAUGUAAGAGUGCUAUCUUUACUUACAGCAGAGUCAUUUGUUUUUUAUGUGUGUAUCUCAAAGCGUUCGUUUGAGAACACAGAAAAAUGCUUGAAGCUGGAUUCAUACGUCCUCUGGAGUGUUUCAGUGAAGUCAGAUUCCUGUAAGAUAUUUGGAGAUAUAUCACUUUUUUUUUGGAAAGAGGGUGGUAUCUGGGUCACACACUCUUCUUUCAAGUUCUCCCCUGGGGUUUCUCUGCUGAUUGCAGUUGUGUAACGGGACUGAGAUUGUUUUUUUCUCCAACUGUGAGUGGCACUGGGAGUCUUUCUUGUGUUGAAAACAGAGAAAACAACCUCUCAUACCAAUGCUUUUGUCAUAAUUCACUACGAAUAGAUGUUUAAUGCUGUAACUUUUGUUCUUUUAAAAGCAGAAAGUUUAAUUAUUGUUGUAUAAUAGUAUAAUUUUAAUUUCCCAGAGGGACCCUUGCCAAAAGGAUCAAUAAAGUUCUAUCUAAUCUAAUCUAUAAUAAACCUUAUCUAAACUUUCUUCUAUAUAACAGACAGGUUAAGCAAAAAUAGUUUCUAAAAACAACAUAGUGCCAUUCAAUUUUCAGCAUGGUUGCAUUUUUCAUUAAAACCUGCACUCCUAUGUUGUCAUAUUAAUUUAGAUUUAACAGAGUGUAUAGCAUGAGGUGAGUAGGGACCCAGGCAUUGAAACAAGCAUUUGCUGUCUUGUGGAAUAGCUUAAUGCUUGGUUUCUAGUCUUGCUUACAGAUGCACUAAUUGAGCAGCAGUUUUAAUUGUGUUCCUUCGUAGACUUCACUGCUGACAUUCCUCAGCUUACACCAGAGACUGCAUCCGGCGAGUGUAAAUGGCAGCUUUGCGUUUGUUGUUGUUGUUACUCUGCGCUCUGUUCAGGUGGGGAUAAGCAGGGAAAAACUGCCUCCAAACAGCCAGCCGACUCCCAGCCCAACCAGAGUGCUGUCGCAGGAACAAGCGAUAGCGCGGCGCAGAGGAAGGAGGCUGUCAGAUGCUUAGCUGCCAAGGUAGCUCAAAACACUCACAACACACUUACGCUUGUGUUUCUAUUCUGAUGAGGACUCUUAAUUUCUUUCCCCCAACAUUUUGGAAACUGUUUUCUUAGGAUUAGUUUGAUCAGAAGAUCUAUGUCACGGUCUUGUCAAAAGAACAGUUAGCUGUGUUAGUAUGAAGUCCAGAAAGCCAACCCUCUGCAUACCGACACUUCUACAGCUCAAGUACUAACGCUGUAGCUUUUUGCUUUACCCCACAUAAAAAUGACAUCUCUUUAUUUAAAAGGAAGUUACAGUAUGUUCUGACCCAUUUCUCAUUAAGGAGCAGUUGCCAGGCAAUGAGCACAAACUCAAGGGAAUUUUCAUAGGACUGACCUCAGGACAUAAGUAAUUGUACAGUUUGAUUCAUGUGAGUAUUCAGCUUGAGAGAAGCUUGUAGGAUUAGUUUUUUAUCAUUGUUAUUAUUUAAUCUUUAAACACUUUUCUGGUGUUUGAAAGCUGGUUGUAAAUGUAGCUCCAGAUUCCAUUAACAGAUAUGAGGUUUGUAUGAUCCUCAUACUGAAACUCUCCACAACAGUGUAGAUAAAGAAAAUAAAUAUUGACCAACUUCUCUGAGGGACUAUAAAUAAAAGGGAAUUCACAUAGUUGAAUUACUCCUCACAAAAAUACAGGAGUAAACACACAUUUCCACACAACACAUUUGUGUAGUCAUCUUGUUGCUGAGCAGACUGCUGACUCACCUGCAGUGACUACAGACAAAAAGGAAAAAUAUGCUUUCACCAGAGGAGCGCCCUGAGAUUUCACUUCUUUUUAUGGCUCCUUUUGGUAGCCCCACAGAGUUUUACUGCACUCCACUAACCAGAUAUGUAAAUAAGGCAACACGGUGCGCUAAAACCUCACUGCAGGGUACAAUGACUAUAACAAAUCUCCAGCAAAGACAGGAGAGGGAUCAAUUCAAAGAGAUAAAGACCCAUCAGUGUUGUUGCUGCUCUUUGAAGAGCUCAGGGGCUACACAUUAGUGACACUCACAGAUUUUUAAUAUCACAGUGCUCUGUCUCUUUCGGGGCACAUGUAGAACAUGCUGGCGAUUGCAUCACAUAGAUGACAUGCGAGCUUCUAAAUUUACUAACUUGGCCUCAAUAAGAGUUUCCAUGGGAACUAGUCAGACUACUUGUGAUGGUGCGGAUGUGUUAAAAAGUAAGAUCAUUCACAGACCCCUUAUGCAGAACACUUAUGGUCAAGACUGAGACCCACUGUGUAUGUGCCCUAAACAAAGAGAACACUAUUAAAGAUGUGUGUAGUAAAUCUCUGCAGAAACACAACUACAAUUACAAGAUGUCUAAUAUAGAUCACCGAGGAAACAGUUACCAUUUAUCUUAAUGUGAACAGCAAAAAUCUCAGUCAUGCACGCAGUGAUAUUUUAUCUCUCAGACCUUUUUUCACUGUUUGUCUUGCUGCCUGAGUGAUCAAAGCUGUAUUUAUUUCAAGUGUUUUGGAGGCAUCCUGAAGUAAUAUGUCAAAUGAAGCUUCAUUGUUCGCUUUCUAGAGUGGAAACUGUGUGAUGACUCAUCUUCCUCGAUGGUUUCUGCAGAUUUUGACUUCAUAUCUUAAAUUUUUAUGAAAACUGUGACUGUUUUUACAUUAAUGAUCUAUUAGAGAGACUUAUUUUUAAAGUUGUUUUAUGGGAUAUGCAUGGAUAGGUUUUAAAAGAUGUCUAAAUUCAUGCAGUUAAUACAAUACUCAGAAACUUUUGACAGGUUUACCUUAAAUUAAUUAAAAGAAAUUGUUGAAGCCUGCAUGUGAUGUGCGUGACCUGACAGCAGAUAGAAACCCACAAGUCUUAAGAGUGUGUGCAAAAUUGCAAAGAGAGAUUUUCCUCAAUACCUUACUUAUUAUUUUCAGUCACUGAAGACCAACUUAACAUUCAUGUUUCCAACUCCAGCUUACUUAAGAGAAAUCUGGGCUGAGUGCAAUCCUUCCUCAUAAUUUCAAUAAUUUCUAUCACUCAUUUUUACCCACAAUACCAGAUAAUUUCAUGAAACAAACAGAAAAAUUCAACUUUUUGACAUCUUCUUCAGAUAUUUUCUGUUUUCUUUCUCCUGUCAGGUGGUUGCCUACCAUUUCUGCCAGGCUGACAACACCUACACCUGCCUGGUGCCGGAGUUUGUCCACAGUAUCGCUGCCCUGUUGGCCAGAGCGCCACAGCUCGCUUCCUACAGAGAGCUGCUGGUACAAGAGCCUCACCUACAAAACACACUCAGCCUUCGAUCCUGCGUCCAAGACCCCAUCGCUGCCUUUCGAAAGGGUGUCCUCGAGCCCAUGGCCAGCCUGCGAAAAGGUAAUGAGUUCUCCCUUUGCACCUACACAUUGAGACAAAUGGGAUAUUUAACUUUAAAGACCUUUAAAAUUUUAAAAUAGUAUCAGUUUCAAGGUGGAAAUCUGUCGGCUCCCUUUGCCUUGCAAUUAGGGAGCCGUCCACCAUCUCCUGUGUGAAAUAGCCCCUUAAUGACUCCAUGAUGGUCCCAUAGAUUAUUUUCCCCAGUUAAGGUCAGUGAUUUGAAACAGUUCAGAGUGUGAAGCAGAUGUUAGGUCAUUUACGUAGGGAAAUGAUGGGUGUUAUUUUUGCCCUGGUGAAUCAUCAUCAGCAGCCCACAGGAUUUCAAGGUCACAAAAUACUCCAGAGAGGUUGUGAAUGUUAGGGUCGUAUUAGUCAGCUCAGUUUCUCGUGAUACAGUCAGUCGACUAGAUUGAUGUGUUAUUAUGUCCAGGCACUCUACUGUCUGAGCAGAGGAGUGUUUUGUCUACUCCAUCACUAUUAAGCAGGUUAGAAAAAAUGGAGAGCCCUUGUGCCUGAGUGUAUGAGUCCUCGUGGGCAGGCAGGGCCGCACUGACAGCUUAGAUGAUUUGAAACAUGAUGGAUAUGUCCUGUUACGAGCUAAUAAACAACAGUGGCCUCUGGCUUCUUUCAGCGCUGUGUAAUCAAUAUGAGUGGUUAGUGCAUUUCUCAGCGUGCGUGUGCUGUUAAACAAUGAUGAACCCGUUUGAAGCCAAAUUCAACGUCAUAUAAAUCCAUCAUCGUUAUCCUUCUUUUAUGAUGUGCCAAUAACAAGACUAAUUAGAUGUAAAUGUUCUUCUAUAUGCUUCGUCCUUCUCUUCUGUACUACUUCUCUACUGUUUUUUUCAUGUGUGUUCAGAGCGAAGGCUACCAGAAGAAGAUUUUAUCAUAUUAGUCGACAGCCUUAAUGAGGCCGAAUUCCACAAACCGGACUAUGGAGACACCAUCGCCACUUUCAUUACCAAAAUCAUCUCCAAGUUUCCAGUCUGGCUCAAGCUGGUGGUGACAGUCAGGACGGGCCUGGUGGUGAGUGUGAUUUCUCUCAUUUCAGCGUUAUUGUUGUCUCAAGGAUGGACCAUUAGGCAUCACAAGUUUUUGAUGAUGCAGUCUCGCCUCCUACCUUACAAAGACGAGGUGAAUGGAUUUUUUCCCCUUGCUUAAAUGACUUACCUUCAGAUGCUCGCAUUUUCAGUUCUCUGAAUGUGACUGUUUGAAUGAACGGUUGCCUAUCUGUGAUUGAUAGCCUUUGGAUAGAUGGAUGGUCAAACAAAACUCAGACUAUGCUCACAGACAGAUCAUAAAAGACAAGGUUCAAGGUAGUAGGGGUGGGAGAAAUAAUCGAUACAGCACAGUAUCGCGAUAUUUUGUCUGGUGAUUGUAUCGUCUCAUUUACCAAGUAUCGAUUUUUCAAAUAAAUUGCUGAUGUGAAGUCAAAUCUAUGAUAAUGGAAAAAUAAAAUCAACUGUUUGUCCAGUGAGGUUGGCAAGAAUUACAUCAUAGAGCAGGGGAAAGUUAGUGCAAAAUAUAUAUAUAUAAGGUUUGCGAGAUGUGCUACAUGAGAAUAAUAUAACGUAAAUAUGACAAACAUAAAGGAAAAGCCAAAUGCUGAAUAAGCUAAACAGUUGAAAAAACCACCAUAUAAAUCACAAUAUAUGGUAUCGCAAUACUUACUGUAUUGCAAAAUGUUAAUAAUCGCAAUAAUAUCGAAUCAUGGCCCAAGUAUCGUGAUAAUAUCGUAUCGUGGGCCACUUGUGAUUCCCACCCCUAUGAGGUAGUACUCCAAAAUGUUUUCAUCUUAUUUUAUGUUAAUAUUCUAGAUUAUGUGUCUCUCUUCUUUAAAAGUGUUGUGUCUUAUCAUAAGUCUUAGAUAAAGAUAAUCUUUCAUGGUGUUUAAUUGUCCAAGCAUGAGUCUUGAACCCAGAAACUGAACCUCUUUGGAUGCAGACUGUAGUAUUCACAAGUUCUUCCUCUUUUUCAAACACCAAAAAAAGCCUUCAUCCCAGCUGGGCAGUGGACUCUUUAUGGGGUGACGGCUGAACAUUUGAAAGAAGUGAAAAGAAAAUCUGUAUUGGACCUACCCUGUAAGAUUUAACUUGCUUUAAUCAGUACCUGCUUUCUUGGCUCAGCCCUCUGCAAACACACUGUAGGUUAAUGCCAUGCUUUUACAGCCAUACUAUAGACACUGUGGCAUUUGGCAGCUUCACUCUCACUGGCCUAAUGUAUUUUCUCAAUCUGGUUGGUAAUCCCAACAAACAGUGGAUGCAUCUGUCCAAUGCUGAAGCCAAGCCUCCAAAUGCUGCAUGGAUUACGCCCUGAAUGGAUGGUAAUACUACUGGGACUCUGCUGGGAGUCUGGAGUUUGACAGCCAGCCAGCCGCUUACAUAAUUUGAUUGGUGUUUGGGAAUACACAAACCACAUUUAGGGUCAUUUUCCUGGUGAUGAAUUAGAAGUCAGCAAGCAUUAAAUACCGAUAUGUAAAGAUGAAGAGCACAGCUAUAAUUGAACUCUCUGAUUACCCCAGCUUCCUGAUUGGAUCAUCAGUCAGUUUUUCCCUUUAAAGCGGCCAUUUCACUAGAAGUUUUUCCUUUUGUAUGCCAACAAGGAUAUUCCAAUAACUGGUUAGAGGAGUUAAAUCUGAGACUAAAUGUCAGUUGCAUGUUGUUGAACCGAAAUGUCAGUCUUGGUUAAUGAGGAACUGGGCGGCAUUAACAUGGAUUAUUUUUUUCAUCAGUCAUAGCUGGUUUUGGCCGGUGUUGAGCAGUUGAGGAUGGCGAGAGUGUAGAUGAAAUGUGACUCUGAGAGAUGCCUGUGAGCAAUGUUGAAGCUUGAGUCAUUGUCACACUAUUUACUGUACUGUAUCCCAUGGCUCUGCGUGAGUCAGAGGCAGCAGCAUCUGAGGAAUGGGUCCUGAUUUGGUUGCUUUUAAUUUGUCCUCAGCUCAUGCACCCAAGACACCCCCUGCUCUAUAAAUACUAAACGUUUGGUUCCAGUUUUUUGUACCUGUGUGUACCGAUAAGCUCCGAAAAUCUAUCUUUAUUUCUCCUCCUUCAGGAAAUCACAACCCUCCUUCCUUUCUCCGGCAUCUCCCUGGACAUCCUCCCAGACAGCAGCGAUCUGGGAGCUGACCUGAGUGACUACAUCCAUCACCGGGUCAGCAGCAGCUCCCAGGUCGCGGUCAACGUCACAACACCGACAGGCUCAGCUCCCGAUCAGCUGCUCCUCAGCAAGUUCAGUAGCCAUCUGACUACACGCAGUCACGGGUCCAUCCUCUACCUGCAGCUCACCCUGGAUCUGUUCCACAAGGGUCACCUGUCUCUAAAAGGGGGGAACUACCUGGUGGUGCCUGUUUCCCUGUCAGAGGUCAGACAUGUAGAGCACUGUCACAUUUGUUACACUGGGGGUUCAGUAGCACUAAGCAGCAAGUGGAGAUGUUAAAACUAUGAUAAAAUGAUGUCUCUACCGUUAAAAAAAAAUGUCCAAAUUCAAUAAAAAGGCAGUUUAUUAAGAAAGCGAAAGAAACUUCUUGCAGGUCAAACCUUUUGACGGAAGUUGACGUACCUGCAUGAAUCUCACAAUGCAUUUGUGUCCAACUUAUGAAACAUAACUUUGGAUAAAAAAGAUUUAUUAUAUGUCUUGUGCAAAAGUGGUGAAAAAUUAUCAGUUUAAAAAUAAAUCAACAGUUUGAAAAUUUAGAAGAAAGCAAUGUGGUCAACAUAGGACAACAGUGAGUGUUGGUGUGCACACAAAGACAGUGAGGAUUUAAUGGGUAUGGAUGGAAAAGCAUGAACACAGGUGAGUUAUAGACGUGUAGGCUGAGGUAGGUUACAGUUAAAAUUACACAGGUAGGAUGUGGAGACCAAGUCGAAACCAGCGUGGGUGGUUAAAAUGAUCCAGAUUGCUAAAUGUAAUGUUAAAACAGUCAAUUUAAGAAAAGAAAGGAAAAUCAACCACCAAAACCGUUUUUGAAAGAGAAGAGUAAGAAGUAGUGAGUUUAAGGAGACGCCCAGUUGGUUGACAGGACCGGCUAAAACUGAGAAACAGUUCACAGUUGAUGCAGAGUUAGCUGACCAUAGUGGAUAAAUACUGGAGCAAAUAGUUAAACAGCAGAACUUUAAAUUGUGGGCAAACACUUGGAAAAGUAAGCUAAAAGAAGUAAUGGAUGCCCAACGGCUGUAGCUAGCUUAAAUGAUGGAUUAAUAGUUGGUGGGGUGACCAUAAGUCCUCUUUUACCCGGACAUGUCCUCUUUUUUGGGGGCUGUUCGACUUUGUCUGGGGAAGUUUAUAAAAUCCUUAAAAUGUCAGCAGUUUUGUACGUAAGUUUCGAUUUUGUGUCACGUGGACUUACUGAGUUAGAAGCACAUCAAAGACACUCGAUUCCGACCCGAAAAACUCUCAAAAUUAACUUCGUGCGACUCUGUGACUCCGCCCCUGUGUAGUCAUGUCCUCUUUUUGGGAAGUUAAAAUAUGGUCACCCUAAAUUAGCUUUAAAGUGAUGCAUCAGUGGCUGAAAUAGUUCAAUUGAUUAAUUGAUUGAUUGAUUGAUGGUUGAAAGAGAAAGCUUAAUAGCCUUGUUCUCGGGGCGCUGCUUGGCCUAGCCACAGUCACUGUUUGACUCCCUGCUUCAACUCUGUGCUUCAUGCCAUCCCCCACUCACCCCACUUUUCGUAUCUCUUUUUAGCUGUACUGUCAAGUGAAGGUAAAAGUUCCCCCAAAAUAACUAAGAUGAAUAAUGCAUUCUUUUCUAAAGUAGCUAGAUUAAUUGACGGAUGAAUGGUUGAGAGAGAAAGCUGAAAUUAAUGGAGAAUUACUGAAAGAGUAAAAUCAGCUAAACAUGGUAUCAAUAAAUUGUUAAUGUAUCCAAAAAUCAUUGUUAAAUAUUUAUAGCCCAACGUUUGGCUCUCAUAACUUGUAGUGCUGAAGCUGGUUUCCUUAAAAACUUUUCAUAAAACACAAAUUAAGAGUUUGGAGUUUACCUGCUACGAAGCAGCACUGUUUCUAAAACAUGAGAGCUAAAACAACACCGUUUACCUCGUGUGUAUUUUUGGACCCACCCUCUUCUACCUCAUCUGGUCAUAUUCACAGUCUAACACUUAACACUUGUCACUCAUCCCGGUGAGCUGUCUUCCGUGAAAUGACAUCUCGCCUGAGGAAGAAGCAAUCAAUGUCCACAAAAUCCCCACACAAGGUACAUGGGCGACAACCAUUGUUCGGGGAUGUUUUUCUUCCCAAAAAGAGAACGAGUCUCCUCACUCGCUUUUCAGAGCAAUAAAAGAUUUUUUUUUAAAGAUGACAGGAUCAAAGACUUGAUUCAAAGUGACAAAAAUAGUCUGCAGCGAGUAAAGUCAAACGACAGAUGCAUCUUAAUGUUUCAUACUCAUCAGUAUAAAAUAGGACAACAGUGAGUGUUGGUGUGCACACAAAGACAGUGAGGAUUUAAUGAUUAUGGAUGGAAAAGCAUGAACACAGGUGAGUUAUAGACGUGUAGGCUAAGGUAGGUUACAGUGGGUGGUUAAAAUGAUCCAGAUUGCUUAAUAUUUUAAAGUUAGAAACAUAAUAACCCACAGAGAAACACUUGAAAUACCAACAGAACUUUAUCGUGUUUAUAAGAAAUCUGAUGAUCCAGGAAAGCUGAUAUGCUGACUGAUAUUACAUAUUUCAAUUUCCAUGUCUACAAUAAAAAUGUCUUGUCGAAUCACUGACAGAUUUCCUGUAUAACUUGCAAAGAAAAAUAUAAACCCAUGUGUGUCCAGUAAUGUCAAUAACAUCAUGUGCUGACUGACUUCGUGGAUUUCUGUCAGGUGUACCUGCUGAUGUGUCGUGUGAGCUUUCCGGAGAAAGACGUCUUUGAACGAGUACUUCCAGUGCUAAAUGUGGCACUGGCGUCUCUGCACCCACUGACUGAUGAACAAAUGUUCAGGGCGCUGAAUGCAGGCAGUGUGAGGGGGGAGCUGGAGUGGAAGGACUUCCAGCAGAGAUUAGACAGCCUGGCUGGAUUCAUGGUAAGACUCUUGAUAUGACUGCAAGGAUUGAACAUAAUGAUACCAGCUUGUGUUUUAGAAGUUUUGCUGUUUUUUUCCACCGACAAUUAGUGAUGUAAAUAUUGUUUCUGUAAGGAAUGACAGGUUCUGGAAUGACAGCGUCUGUUUUUACAAUGUCCAGUAAUUGCAGCUUUGUGAAAACAUGUCAUAUUAUUUGUGUUUUUAGGUAAAACGCAGGGAUGGCACACGGAUGCUGUGUCACCCCUCUUUUAGGGAGUGGCUGGUUUGGAGAGCAGAUGGAGAGAGCAAUGACUUUCUGUGCGACCCAAGGUGAGAAAAAGAGUUUCUUUAAGAUACAGAAUUUAUCCAUUUAGGAAGAAGAGUAAACGGGACCAUUUCUUAUAAAUAACCACUUUAUGCAUGUCCAACAGGAGUGGCCACGCCCUCCUCGCCUUCAUGUUCUCCAGACAGGAGGGCAAACUGAACCGGCAGCAGACUAUGGAACUGGGACAUCACAUCCUUAAGGCUCACAUAUUCAAGGUAGAGGAGCUGAGUAUAAAUAAAAAGUUGGCUUUUAACUGGAAGUGACCAUUUGUUAACUCUUCUGAAUCUCCCUUACUCCCAAAAGGCUCCAUGAUCUUUUACAUUAAUCUAUAAACACUUAAAGAUGCGCACAUUUGAGCGUGAACUACUGUCCCUACCACCACCCACACGCAUUAGCACAACUCCUAUAUGUGAACAUCCACCGCACAAUGAAUAUUGUACUGUUUGCAUGCACAGUUGCACUCUGUGUAUAGUGCUGUACUCCUGGGACACAAUUCAAAUUCUGCACCACAGAUCUCAUCUAAGCAAGUUUAAUCUUUCUUUCUCUCUCUCUCUCUCUGAAUCCAUCUGUGUUUCUCUCACGCACUCACAGGGCUUGAGUAAGAAGACAGGUGUGUCCUCCAGCGUUCUUCAGGCCAUGUGGGUGAACUGCAGCACAGACAGUCUGUCCGCUGCACUGGCCUCCCUGAGGAAUUUAUACACACCUAACAUCAAGGUUACAUACAUGAACUCACUAAAAAUAGCACCUAAAUAUAUGAUGCUAUAAAAUUAAGUAAAGCCAUACAAGCAAAGACGUUGUUCUGGAUUUCAGCACAGAGGUGGUUCAGUCAGAAGCAGGAGGCUGAGAUAACCAUGGCUGUGCUGAAGUCCAGAGAGAAGGGUUGUACUUUUAUGAAAGCCGCACUUUUUAGUUAAUAGAUCGACAACUGACCGUUAAUUCUUUGGCUAAUUUCUUAUUUUGUUUGGCUUUACAAUGACGAGUUUUAGGACUUACAAGAUGUUGGAAAUAUGCACAUAGUCUCGUUGGAAUCACCCAUGAAUUUUUAAAGAGAGGUUGUGAAGCCAAAAGAUGGAAGGUCCCACAUUGGAAAUGCUCCAAUGAACUGUUGGCUCAUCUAGAGACAGGCUGAGAGGUGGAGCUCAGCCGGGUCUUAAGCCAACUGGCAAGCAGCAAAAGUGUGCCCACCUAUCAGUUAAACCAGCCACACCCCUGAUUACUCCUAAAUUUGCACAACUUUCAUCUAAUCAGACAUAGUGACAAAAUUCUGUUGUUUGAGGUCCGCUGAUCAGCUCCAACUCGUCCCUAAAACUUGUUUGAAAACCUGUGGUGACCGAGCUUUCUCUGCUGUGGCUCCCGAUUUGUGGAACGAAUUGCCACUUGAGAUCGAAACAUCCCCCACGCUUUCUACUUUUAGCGCAGCAGAGAGUUGUGUGAUCUCUGUCCUUUUAUGUCUGUUUAUGGUCCUUUUUUCACUUUCAUUUCUUUUAUGCUUUUGUGUUUUUGUUUCAUUUCAUUUUAAAUGUUUUUUUUUGCCUGAUUUAUUAAUUUCCUUGUGACGUUUUUUGUAGCGUUUGUUCUUAUAAAUUUUCCCGUGCAGCUCUUUGGCAAACUUGAAUGUUUUUUAAAAUGUGCUAUACAAAUAAAGUGGAUUGUUGUUAUAACCAGAGAGAUAGCAAUGAAAAGCACUUCUGUAGUGUGCUGUAACCAGUAAAUGUUUGAUUCUGCUAUGAUAACAUGAUAUUAUAACAUACAGUCGACUCUACUGGUGUUUCUGUGGCUCUUAGAGCCAGCUUCAAGUGGACAUUUGAGGAACUGCAGAUAUGCAUGUAUGCACAUUUUAGCAGACCUUUCACAUUGCAUCAUGCACAUUUCGUCUGUUACUGUAUUGUUUAAACACAAACAUAGACUUUCCCCCUCUUUUACCCUGCAGGUAAGCCGUCUGUUGAUGCUAGGUGGCGCUAACGUGACCUGGUGUACUGAAGUAAUAGGACACGCCCCCAUUCUGGCUGUUCACGCGCACCUGGGGCAUGUAGAGAUGGUUGCUUUGCUGCUUGAAAUGAACGCUGCUGUGGAUGGGACCACCGACAGCGGCAUGACACCCUUAUGUUUGGCUGCAGCUGCAGGACACACAGACAUCGUCACCCUGCUCUGCAAGAAAGGGGCCAAGGUAAGUGUCCCAUCUGAGGAAGAUGUUGGUUUUAAAGGCGUGAACAGUAACGUUAUCACUGAUUAACCAGAUUUAGAUGUGUGACAGCGCACUAUCUUUUAAUACCUUUACAUCAGUGAUAUCCUGAACAGCUCUGGCUUUACGUCACCAGAGUUUCAGGAUCUAUUUUGGGAGACCGAUGACAUAAACAGGUCCAAUCUAGGCCAGGGUAUUACAGACAGCAGCCAGGAUCAGGGUUAUAAGUCCGUCUGUGUCCCCCCUCUGUGCCAGGUGGGCCAUGCUGAUAAGAGUGGCCAGUGUGCUCUUGUCCACACUGGGCUCAAGGGCCAUACAGACAUCAUCAACAUCUUGCUGGGCCAGGAUUGGGGAGCAGAGAUCCCCACCGACCCACCGCAGCAGCAGCAGCACCACAGCAACGAGACAGUGACUGGGAAAGCACAGGCAGCACAGCAGGCGGUAACAGCUGCAGCCAGUGUGGGACACAUACAAGUGCGUAUCAGCUCCUAAUGACAAAACACAUUUCUCAUCUUCAUUCACUUCUUUAAAUGUGAGCUUCCUGUCCUGCUCGAUUAAGAUGACUGAUGAGACGUUUUUUUUUUUCUGUUGUCUGUGGUCAAGGUCUGUGGGGGCUUUGUAGGGUUGUUUUUUUGUGCACAGUGAGCCAGCAAUACAGAGGAAUUAUGAGAUUGUUUUGUUUGUGUGUGUUUUUUUUCUGCAGGUGGUGAAGAGCCUGCUGGACUUGAAAGAUGAACAGCUGGCAGUGCAGAUGGAUGCCCACGACUCUCUCUGGGGAGAAACGGGUACUUCUCCUCUAUCAGUUGGAUAAAUUUAGCUUUCUCACCUCUUUCUGUCCGUCUUUGUGGUUCCAGAGUCACGCUCAGAGGUUUUAGAGUUGCAUUUAAGGGGAAAUUCUUGCUCUGUGCAUCGGGUUGGUAUUAAUCAAAAGACAUAUUCAGACUCUUACACGUGACAGGAGCUGCGGGACCUCUGGAUACCAAAAAAACAAUUUUAGUAUUAUGAUUUUAUGAUGCUCUGGUUGAUAUCAAACAGUUGAUUCAAUUGAAAAUAGUUUUUUUUGUUUUUGGCAGAAAUGCAGCAUCAUUUAUCACACAGAACAUCUCGCUCAGCCGUAUUUGUAGCUUCUAAAAAACCAGCUGUUAUUCAAUUGUGAUACUUUUACCUCUAACACAGAUAGGACAGUGCAGCCUGCAGGAUUCUGUUAGGAUCAUUUCCUGGAAGCAUGCAGGAUGAAGCCUGUAUCCCUGCCUUCAGCGCCAUUAGAGGCUAAUUCUAUUACACAGUCCCCUCCAGUGCUGAGAGAGAAAAAAACGAGAGCAUGAAAUAGCCUCUGAAACAUUCACCUUUGCAUUUACAGCACAAGGGCUUUGUGUGGGGUUUAUGUUUGCGACCACCACCUGCACUCUAGAAGGUUUGUAUGGGUAUGUAUAGGGUGCAUGUGUAUAGGAGUGUAUAUAGACAUAGACAAAAUAGGCAUGAUGGUAGAUGCAGGCAGAUAUAACACUCUCCUACUACAUUAUACUCAUCUCUCCUGUACUUUUUCCUGCAUUUUUAAAAUUAUUCCACUGUGGGCUGGAGAGAAACGUCUUUUUUCAAUUCCUGUCUGUGUAGGGGAGACCGGGGCUUGUUGUCACAUGGGUAAGUUGUCACAUUGCAAGUAUCUUUGCCACCAGAGGGCGCAAUUAAAAAGUGGAAUACUAGUUUUCUUCCUUUACAUGGUCAGGGGUCGUGUCCUGUAUGAGAAGAGAAGAGCACAAUGUGAGCUGAGAUGAGCGCCAAUUAACCAUUUUGCACAAUCCAAAGUAAAACAUUUUAACUUUAUAUAUUUUAAAAUAAUCUUAUCCUAGCAGUGAUACAUGUGGACUUGUUAGAGGAGAGAUUAAGACAUCCUGUCAUACCUCAGUCAUUGUUCUGUUUUAAGCUAACUUUAAGCUAGAGCUUUAAUCAGCAGACAUGGCAGUUUGGGGCAACUUUGGGGUUAGUUAUCACAUGUUUAAAGGGAUUAAAAUAAAUAUAGAGAGUGUGCUUAUCAGAAGUUGUCAUCUUGAAAUUUUGACUUUAUUUUAUAGAGAAAAGAGUGGUUUAAAGGAGAGGAUGAAGUGAGAAGACAUGGUCAGGAAUUACAAAACAAAAACAGUACAUGGCAGUGCAGUACCUGACAUGAUGCUGAGGACAGUCAGACAGGUGACCCUCGCUAAUAAAUCAAUCUGGAGUACAAUAAAGGACUUUCAUGUCAACUACCAUACCUUGGCUCGGUACUGCAAAACAUUCACCCCAGCCGAAAUACAGAGUCAGACAGCUCUCCAAACUCCAGAGCAUGUUGCAUCAUAUUUUAUGUUAACGUUUGUUUAAUGGCUAAAAUCGACGACUUUCUCUAGCUCAAUGAUAAAUAUUUUCUAUGCCUGACUUUAAUAACAACAAUAAUUUUAUUCUUGUUUUAUUAGCUGCAAAAUCCACUGUGACAUUUUACCCCAUAUGGUGAGACAACUUACCCGAUGGUGGGGCAACAUGGCACAUGUUUACUUGAGAAUUUGAUCUUUCAUCUGGAAAUCAUUCUGUUUAUACAUGAUGUAUUGAUUCCAAGAAAUAUAUAAGAGUGUAAAAGGUGUGACAACAAGCCCCGGUCUCCCCUACCCCCUGGUUAACAGUCCUAGAAUUCAAAGUAAAGGAUAAUUUUUAGGUCUGACAAAUUGGCCAGAGAGUUGUACUAUUUUGGGGUACUGAUGUUAGCCAAGACAGCAGUGCAGUAGUAUGUGUGUGUGUGUGUGUGUGUGUGUGUGUGUGUGUGUGUGUGUGUGUGUGCGUGUGCGUGCGUGCGUAGCUGCUCAAAGUCACUUUAACCAAUGACUACCAGGCAGUUUGCCAAUAAAAUCCACUGCCUAUCAAAGACAGUAACUUCUCUGUAAAAGCCUGACUGACUUGUUCACUGAAGCAUGCCAUCACAUGAAACAUAAGGGUAGGUAAAGGUGAGAGGAUUGCACUGAUACCUCUUCUCUAGCCAAGGGAGGUGCAUACUGAAAAGGUUUUGGUAUAUCUUACUGAAUGUGUGUCAGAACAAUUAGAAAUAACCAUCUGUCGGUGUCCUAGAGUUCUUGAAGAGAAAGGAUAAGAAGGAAGAAGUGAAGCCGACUUUGAUCAUUUUGCAGGAUCCGUCAGAUGUUCGAAUCAAAUAGCUGAAAGAACAACCAGCCUUGUUUUUCUCUCUGUUUCUCACUCCUGCCUCUACUUCUCUCCUAAAUGUGUCAAUUACAUAUUCUCCUCCGCCUCGUCAUCUCAUCUCUAUGCUGCCUCUCUGUCAGCUCUGAGCGCGGCAGCAGGGAGAGGGAGGAUGGAGAUGUGUUUGUUCCUCCUGGAGCGGGGGCCUGGGCUAGAGAUACCUAACCGCAGGGGGAUGGUCCCGCUGCUCAGCGCCACCAAACAUGGACACACACAGGUCAGGAGAGGUCACUGCAUGUUCUUUCGCUUACUAGCUUUGUUUUUGGGGUGAAGAGAUGAUAAUAUUCUCGCCUUUCUCAGGUUGCGGAGCUGCUCCUGAAGCACGGUGCAGACAUCAAUGUCAGCGACAAGCAGGGUCGCACUCCCUUGGUACUAGCAGCGGCUGAGGGUCACACAAGCACAGCUGAACUCUUGCAGCUCAAGGGUGAGAGACCCAACCCCCUACAGUUACACCAUAUACUGAAUUGAUGAAUUGUUGAAUACUAUUAGUUCUGUUUUUGCUCCCAGGUGCCUCUCUGUCUUCGACCGAUCAGGAAGGGCUGACUGCUUUGAGCUGGGCCUGUAUGAAGGGGCAGAAGGGUACGGUGCAGCUUCUCGUGGAACUGGGCGCCGAUGUUAACCAUCCGGACAGACAGGGACGGACACCUCUGGACAUAGCUGCUCUCAACGGGGAUGCAGAUACAGUAGGUUUCAUGAUGUUCAAAACACAAUUAUGCAACAAUGAUUGGAAGAGUCGACUACAUACAUGUUUCACAUUCGCACAAACGUUUGAAGCUUUUUUGAACUAAUUAAAUAAAUUGUAAUUACUAGAAUAAUGAUAAUUAUUUGUAAUUGUAACACAGGUCAUUAAUUUGCAAUUGUAGUUAACUGUGCUGUAAAAACCCUCAGUGUGAGCACCUUGACUACAGCUCUUGUAAUUUCAUUGAUCAGCAUGAUAGUAAUCAGCACAUUCCCCUGAGGUAUUGAUUGGCAGACGUCUUGAUUUCUGCAGCAUGCAAUCAAAAUAAUAAUGUUAAUACCUCACAGCCUGCUCUUUUCUCUUUAGUUUGGAGUAUAAAAUACAGUUUUACCUCCGUGUCUGUUAAGGUGCAUUGCUUGGUUGAACAUGGAGCUGUGCUGGAGAGAGCAGAGAACAGCAGAGGCUCAGACCGAGCCACUGGAUGCCAGAACCCGGCUCUGGUGGCUUCGCUUCUUAAGAAAGGAUCCAAAACAGGUACAAAUGACAUGUUUUUAUGAUGGACCUGCGAUAAAUCCAGCCUCUAUGGAUUUUAUACUCAAUAGAAGGAGUAUCAAUAAUACUGAAGGUGACACAACACAGUUAAAAAGCUCCACAAUCAGCAGGACAGCUUCUAAUAUGAGCAUAAAGUUAAAUCCCGGCUGUGUAUUUAUAUUUCCAUCAGUCUCAACCGAUUAAUGAAGACUCAGCUCCCUCCGUUUUAUGUGCCAUACUUUGGCACCUGCAAGCUCUGCAUAUCUAUGACUUUAUAAUCGCCUGUUUUACUGACAUUAAUUAUUUUCCUUCUGGCCUCACUCCACUUCUCUAACUCCCUCUUUUUCUGUUGCCCAAAAGGCUACAGAACGGCUCCACACGACCGAUCAGGUACAUGAUUUAUAUGAGACACACAGAAAGAAAAAAAAGAAAGAUAUUGUGUUGAAAGAUAAAUAGUUGUACUUUUUUUUCCAGGCCAUGCUACAUGGGCUUUGGCUUCCUCCAAGCCUGACAUUCUCCUCAUCCUGUUGCAGAAGCUCAUGGAGGAAGGGAACCUGCUUUACAAGGUGUGCGAUGGUGUGAGGUUUUUGCAGCUUGAAAUGGACUUCAAAGGUGUUUUUUGUGGAUUCACUGAUCGAAAACGUGUCUUCCCUUUCCCCCCCCCUCUGUCUCUUAUUUUCUCCCCCACCUCCCUGUGUGGUGCUCAGAAGGGACGUAUGAAGGAGGCAGGCCAACGUUAUCAGUAUGCCCUGAGGAAGCUCCCUCGUGAGGGGCAAGGAGAGGAGCUGAAAGGGCUCAAAGACCUGCGGGUGUCUCUCUAUCUCAACCUCUCUCGCUGCCGCAGGAAAACCAAUGUAAGGCCCACAGCUCUAUCAAACUGCUCAUGCACUAUUUAGCACCGGCAGGUUUAUUAGAUGCUGAGGGAAUGGCAGGAGGGCUGGAGAGGCAAGGUGGAUGUUUCCCUUAGAUAUAUAUAAUUUAUCUGUAUCAACAUAAAAAGAUAAUGUCAGAAGCAGUGUGGCUCGCUGUAAAAAUAUCUCAGCUUUUCAGGUUUAAUUUCAUAUCUCCCCCGGUAAACAGAACGUACGUGUAAGACCUGGAAGCAGGUGGUGACAUAAUGAAUAACCGUGUGCUGUUAGCGCCGAGAUGGAUGUGUGUGGCCCGCAGCCAGCUCUGGAACCCACCCUGCUGAUGACAGACGUCCUAACAGACUGUGUAAAAAUGCCAUCCUUAGGGUCACUGUGGCCGAUGAAUAAUGGAGCAGAUAAUGUGAUGUGAUAAGGUCACUCUCUCUGGCAGACCAAGCGAGCGCACGCUCUCUUUCUCUGCGUCUCUACAGGGGGUUAUUUACAGUGGGCGUGCGAGUGGGCUGUCUAAACCCACAUAUUAUAUCAGAAAGUGGGCAGUAAAGGCCAGCAGAGAGACUACAUGAUACCGUCAUUAAACAUUCAACACACAACGUUCACAAUCUCACAUCCGAGGCUGCCAUUUUGACCUCCCUCUCAAGGACAGAAUCACAAUGUGUUGGUGUCAUUAGAUAUUCACCUGAGAGUGAUGAUGAGCGCUGAGGAACACGCCGCUCUCUGUCUGUCUUUUCCUCUCGCUCUCUUUAUUGUUCUUGGUCAAUAAAAAUUAUCACAGACUGAGCUUGGUUUCAUUACACAGGCUUCGAUUUUUUCGGAUCCAUAUAACGAGGAUGCAAACAUAUUUUUUUUAUAUGAAUCAUCUUGGUUUGUUUCUGCAAAGCAAACAUUUUCCAGACGAGUCACUUAAACACACAGCUGAUCACACAGUAGGUUUAUUUGUUUCUAUAUCUAAAUUCAAAUGCACUUUCUUCUCUGAACGCACAGGAUUUUGGCAUCGCUGAGGAGUUUGCAACAAAAGCCCUGGAACUCAAACCCAGGUCUUAUGAAGCAUUUUAUGCCAGGGCACGUGCCAAGAGGAGCAGCAGGUAAAAACAAUUAAAUGGAGUUCAUUAUUUCGGAGCAAACUUAAUAGAAAGUUGUUCUUGUGAGAAUCAGCAAUUCGCUGAAACGCCACGUCUCAGUGGUGCUGUAAAUUCAGUGUUUUGAAAGUUCCUUUGUUCCCUUUCUCUGUCCUCCCCAGGCAGUUUGCUGCAGCGCUGGCAGACCUCCACGAAGCAGCACGACUCUGCCCGUCCAACCGGGAGAUCCGUCGCUUGCUGGUUCGGGUAGAGGAAGAAUGCAAACAUCAUCAGAAGGCGUGCAGCAACAACGCCGCACCGGGCUACACCAGGGACCCUCACGCCCACCACCAUCCAGCAACCGAGGAGGAGACAGACGCUUUUUCGCAGGGUAGUCUGGAGAGGCAGAACCCCGCAGAGCAGACUGACACCGACAAGGAUGAAGAGAGGGAGGAAGAUGAAGAGGUGAGCCUGCAGUGUGGGAAAAGUCCAGAGUUUUGGCCUCUGAAUCCGUACGCUCCGAACCGGACUCUCCCUGGAGGCGUGGCCUUUGGUUUACCGGAUCAGUCACCAUGUUUCCCUCAAGAGGAAUUUGUUCAGAACCCACUGUUUGUGGACUUAACCGAGACGGUUCCUGCCAUGAACAGGCAGAGCCAGAGCAGCAGGACUCAUCACCACUGCCACUCUCUCCAGGCCGGGGGCAGAGUCGGGGGCAGGCCUCUUUCUUUGUGUGGCCCCUCCAGUCCUCUGCCAGGCCGACACAUCUCCACUUCUCUGAGGCCUGCUGGGGUGCUUGGAAUUGACAUUGGUCCUGGAUCCAUCAGUGAACAUUCAGGACAUAGCCCCACUGAGCACUAUCACCCCAUGUCCCCCAGCAGCUCCUCCCCGCCCGGACCACUCCAGAUGUACCAGCCCCGCUCCUCCAGCUUUUCCAGGGGCUCUGAUAGAUUCUCCACUCACUCUGUGGCCCUGGAUGGCCUGGCUCUCGCUCUUGGGUCAGGUAUGGAAGUGAGGAGGGAGGGUGGAGGAGGUGGAGGAACAGCGGGCUCAAGGGGCUCUAGCUCCAGUCAGGCUUCCAGUGGGAAUCUAUCAGAUGGUGGCAGGCAGCAGGUUCCUGAAGCUCCGUGCCCGAUCAAGAGCAGCGGCAGCUUCAAGACCAAACCUGAGCUGAAGCCUCGACCGUUCAUGGGGGUUAUGGACAAAUCAGUGCGAGUCCAGGGCCAGCAGACCUCCGGCAUGAGCCGAGGAGGGGAAAGCUUCAGCAUGUCGGUGAUGGAGUUUCAAGGAUUCAACAAUGAGUUCAAACGCGCUUCAUUCCAGGAGCAGCUCUCUGGAAGUCAGGCCAACAGCCAGCAGCAAAGCAGGGACUUUGGAGAGCGGCUCCACCAGCGAGAGGCCAGAGGAACGACCUCCUCCCAGCUACGCUUUCCUGAGGGAGGGAGGCACAGACAGGCAAGCCUAACAAGGGACAACCCGGCUCUGCACAUGGCGCCCAUCAAGCCCAAACGCUCAUUUAUAGAGUCCAACGUCUGAGCGAAGUUCACAGAAGCACAGACCCGGGCGUUCUCCAAACUCUGUCCCACUUAAGGUAGCGAGGGAGCCUGGUCUGGGAGCAGCUCCCUUACCUGAGCCUGUUUUGUAGAUUAAUGCUGCUGCACUGCAUUUACAACCUAGAACCAGUGUUCUACUCAGGCUAUGCUGCUUUUGCUUACAUGUCUACAGCUACACUAGUGUAUUCAAGGAAAUCAGACAAACCUUAGUAAGGAUUUAAAAAGCGAGUAGUAUAUUGUCGAAACUUUAAUUUAUUAUAUUAAAUAUAGCAGUCAGAGAAAGCUUUGUGCACGAAUAUAAAAACCUCAUGCUAUUAGUUGCAAGAUAAGACCAUUUCUAUUGUCAUGUGUCUUUUAAAAAACAUUUAUAUUUGUACGGUGUACACUAUAUUUGCAGAUUAUAUAUUUCCCUGUUAGUGAAUAUCUGUCAGCAUUACAAGCUGUGUACUUGAGAUUCUUUUUCUUGGUACAUUUGAUAAAAAGGCACUGUACAUGACAUUGUUGGAAACUUAUCAUCAUAAGCUAAUACUGAAUCAAUGGCUUCAAUAUUCACAGUAUAUGUUAUUUAUUUUUGCAUAGCAGAGAACAUAUAAAGUGUUAAGAGGUUUAUUUGGACAGAGAGCAUACAACAGGCAACAAAAGGAGGAUAACGAACCUUAAUAGACUUCUUACAUUGCUCUACGUCCACAUUGGUCAUAAUAUCCCUUCAGAGUCAUACUAUGAUUACAGAAUGUUACCACGUUGUUUCUGUGGUAUAAUAAAAUAUAAAUGGAGGAUUACAUUUCUCUACAUCUAAUUCUUUUACUAUGUUAUACAGAAUUUCAUAAUAUACAGUAUAUAAAGUGUUGCCUUAGCUUCAGAGUGUGUAUGGGUGGAAAAAAAAGUGUCUUUUCCUUUCACAGUACAACUAAACUUUUAAUCAAUAAAAAUAUGCCAUCAAAAUAAAAAAAAGUGCAAAAAUAUGAGCAAUGCUAUCUGGUUUUCAGAGAUCCGUCUUUAUUUAUCAUGUCCAACAUAAUCUCUGAAUAUUUACAUAAAACUACUUUGGAUUCAGUUAAGCUUUAACAGCCUGUUAAUUUUUGGUUAUUCAGCAGAUAAAGAGUUAAAGAAAUAGGCGGGUACUGUGAUACGCUAGACCGCAACACACCAAGCUUCCCACAUGAGUGAGGUGCAAAUUUAGCUUUGUUAGAGCCUGAUAUGUAACAAUGACCCGAAAUUAAAAAAAAAUAAAAGUAAUAAAGCCCGAAAUUAAAAAAAAUAAUAAAAAAACGAAAUGUAAAAAAAAAUAAAUAAAUAAAAUUUUUUUAAUAAAGCCUGAAAUUUAAUAGUUCGUCAAUAAUGUAACUUAAGGGUUGAGCCCAAAAUGUCAUUAAAAUAGUGUAAAAAAUAUAUAUAUAAUGUAAUAAUUGACCCAAUACGUAACAAGUUGCUACAUUUUGGGCAAAAAGUUACGACGUUUUGGGCUAAGCAUCUUGUUACACUAUUGACCAUUUGUUACAUUUUGGGUAUCAUUACAUUUUUUUGUUUAAUAACAUUUCGAGUCAUUGUUACAAAUCAGGCUCUAACAAGCCUGUUUUUGUUUGUUUCUGGUUUUUGAAAGUCAAGAACUAUGAGUUAUGAUUAUGAGAUGUAAAAAACAGCAAUUAUUAACUUAUUGAGAGAAAAUGAAAUAAAUGAUGUACGAUUGUAUGUCUGCUUAGGCUUCUAUAUGCAACACAACAGGGCCUCUCAAAGUAUUUAUUUCACCAGUAAGCACUUUGUUUAUCUUCACUGAGCAGAAUUAAAGGAAAGACCAGUUUUUAAAAUAGUUUAAAAAGGCUUCGUAUGGACAGAAGAAGUGGCUGUGACCAUAAAUGUCAGAUCUGAAUAAAAACUAUAUUAAUGAUUUAACAUUAUAGAAGCCUACAGUUUCAAAGUUAAUGUUAUCGUGAUGGAUUGCUUGUUUAGCAAUUUGUGAAGCAGGUUCUUCUAUCAAGAUUGACUCCCUGUUUGUGCAAAUGACCUUAAGCUUAAGCAAGGUGGCUUUUUUAUUUUAGGAAAGGCAAGCAGACGAAGGCAUCAUUUUGAGUAAGAAGACAAAAGGAGAUUUACUCAUGAAGAUAUAAGAUUCACCCUGCAUUUCAGGCAGCAUAGUCUUGGCACAUGAUUGCAUAUUAGCGUAUCAGCCAAUAGUUUCUUAUUAUCACAUCCAGCAGUUGUAGACAAACAUAAUCAAACAUGCAAAGCUGUUUAAAGUAACCUUGUGAAUCAAAGAUCGAUAUUCUUUCGCCUCUGUCACUGUGUUCAUCAUCUGGCUUUUAACCUUGACUUCUGUGUGUUGCAAAGAAAGUAGUGUUCAGGGUUUUAGAGCGUCACAAAGAGCUUCAGUCCUCACUGAUACAACAACACGAAGCUCACUAUAGAGAUUAGUACUAAUACAAAGAUCAGUUGAAGUUGCUUUAAACUUGCAUUCUUAAUGACGACAAAUGAGCGCUCCUCUGGGAUCUGUAUGAUAUGCAAAUAAGGAACUAAUUAAGUGCAUGAGCUGAAGUGUAUUAAGACCCGCUAGUGUCACCAAGUCUUCACGAUCCUCACCCAUCAGAAACUGCAGCUUUAUCUUUGUACCUGAAAUGUUCAGGCAUGUCCCUGUGAAGACUGGGCUCAAGCAUCUGUCUGCUCAUAUGUUGGGGGUG